AUCAGAUGUCAACAAGAAAAAUGUCGAACAUGUUGCUUGCAUAAACGAUUCGAGAGAAGAAGUAAUCAAAAUAAAUCCUACCUGAGGUUCCUGGAAUUUUCUUGCAUCAUUAUGAUGAUGUAUCUUAGUUUGUACUGUGCUGGCUGAGUUGUGAGAAGAUCUCUAUUGUGUUUACGGUUUAUGUUGAUACCACCACCCCCCUUCCCAAAGGGUGAAACUCCAGGAAUAAGUAUGGGCUUCUUCAGUCAACUAAAACUCCUGGUGUGGAAGAAUUUUACACUGAAGAGACGACAAAGGCUGCGGGUUGCCGUGGAAAUAAUUUGGCCUCUGUGUUUAUUUUUCAUCCUGGUUGCUGUGAGGACGCGACCAGACUUGAAGGAAAAAGUUCAAGAAUGUCAUUUUGAUGGGAAGCCAAUGCCCUCUGCAGGGCCUUUGACGUUUUUACAAGGUUUUAUGUGCACCCUGAAUAACACGUGUCACCAUACAGUAACUCCGGAUGAACUACCAGGCAUUAUAGACAACUUCAAUCGCUCCUUGUUGACCAAGCUGCUGUAUGAUGUGGAGGAACUACUAGUAAACAGUACUAGUCGUGAGGAGAUCUUCAGGCUCAUUGAAGACUGGGAAAGUCUUAGCAAAUUGGCAGAUAUGAUCAGGAAUGGUACCGCUGUAGGAGGUAUCACAGUUGGUAACAUCAUUGUGGAUCCAGGUCGGUUACGAAACGAAAUAACGCAGCAAAACAUCAGCCUGUCCCAGAAAGCAGUAGAUGAGCUUCUCAAUGCCACUCUCAACAUUCGAGAUCUUGUUGCUGUAGACGGGCUCAACAGCACAAUUAGGGACCUGCUUGAUCGUGUUGAAGGACGUGGAAAUGCGACCUUCAAUAGUACGGUGGAUGCUCUGCGUGAGUUAGUUUGCAAUGACUCCAUGUUGACCUACUUCUUGACCUUCAACGACCCUGCAGCAGCCAUUGAUGUCCAGGAGCAGUUGUGUAAUCUGACCGUUGUCCAGUGGAGGGAACUCUGGGAGGACUUCGUUACAGACUUUAAUGCUACCUUGCUCAGGGAUGAAAUUGAUGCACACCUGCUUGCUAACAUUGGCAAAGGCUUAAACUCUGAUCCUGAAACCUACAGACUGAUGGCAGAGUUUUCUAGAGAUCUGAGGGAAUUAGAGAGCUACAAAUCAGUGCUGAGAGACUUUAAUGACACUUAUCAAGACUUCCGUGACAUGCGAAUGAAUGUCAAUCGAUCAAGUACAUUUGAAACUCUGGGAAAGCUGUUUUGUGGAAGAGCAAUUGACAGGUCCUCAAUGUCAGAUCUGAACCCAGAUGACAAGGAGGAGGAUGAAAAGAAAGAUGACAAGGAAAAGGACAAAUCAGAUGAGAGUGAUGUUGAGGAGUUCGACAAUACCACUACUCCUUUUUGUGCAUCUCUGUUUGAGGGUUUCCAGAGCACUCCUUAUACGCGUAUCCUGUGGAGACAAAUCAAGCCUAUCCUCAGGGGUUAUGUACCCUACACACCUGAUACCCCAGCCAUCCGGAGAGUAAUCAAGAAGGCUAACAGAACAUUUGAAGAGUUUGGUCGCUUGAUCAAAAUUGCAGAUGACUGGGAGGAAUAUAAACCUACUCUCAUUAACUAUUUGGAAACGAGUGAAAAUAUCAAGCUACUGAGAAGAUACUUUGCCUCCCCUUUGUGCACACUCCAGCCCAGGUUUGCAGAUCAGUGUAAGAAAUACUCUCGGUACUUGCGACUUAGAGGUGAUCCUGACCAGUACUCAUGGAGGAAAUCUCUGGACUACACCUCAGACAUGUUUAACGCCAUUAGGAAUUACACCGAGUGUUUUCAGGCCAACAAGUUUUUCCCAGUUAAGGAUGAAAUAGACCUGACUUAUCACAGUAUCAAACUCAUUGGUACAAACACAUUCUGGGCUGCUGUAGUGUUUGAUGUGGAUGGAACUAACACCAGUGUUUUACCAAGCCAUGUGAGCUAUAAGAUCAGAAUGGAUGCAGACAAAGUAGACAGCACCAAGAAAAUAGAGGACAAGUACUGGACGCCUGGAUCCCGUCGUCGCCCCACCCCAGACCUGAAGUAUUUGACUUAUGGGUUUGCAUACCUUCAGGACAUGAUAGAUCAUGCCAUCAUCAGCGAGCAGACAGGGAAGGACAUAGAGACGGGAAUUGUUGCUCAGCAGUUCCCGUACCCAUGCUACACCAGAGACAGGUUUGUGUUUGCCAUCUCAAGGUCAUUACCUCUGUUCAUGGUGCUCUCAUGGAUCCUGUCUGUGGCCAUGAUCGUCAAAAGCAUUGUACAUGAGAAGGAACAGAGGCUGAAGGAAGUGAUGAAGAUGAUGGGUCUUGGGAACGGGGUGCACUGGGUGGCAUGGUUCAUUAACGCUUUGGACCUUAUGUUCAUCACCAUCAUCCUGUUUGUCAUUACACUUAAGUACGGCAAAGUGCUGGAGUACACUGAUCCUUCUGUGAUGCUCGUCUUCCUGCUGGCAUUCAUGGUUUCCACGGUGAUGCAGUGUUUCCUCAUCAGCGUGUUCUUCUCACAGGCAAACUUGGCUGCUGUCUGUGCAGGCUUUAUCUACUUCAUCCUCUACCUGCCCUACACACAGAUGGUUCAGUGGGAAGAGUACAUCGGGACACCUUUGAAGUUGUUAGGUUGUCUGUCAAACAAUGUGGCAUUUGGCUUUGCCUGCAGCUAUAUUGCCCGUUACGAGCAACAGGCUGUAGGUAUACAGUGGAGUAACAUAGGAAGCAGUCCCGUCCCUGAUGAUGACUUCAGCAUGCUCAAGUGCAUUGUCAUGAUGUUGGUUGACGCAGUAGUCUACGGCGUAUUGACCUGGUAUUUGGAGGCUGUUUUUCCAGGUCAAUAUGGUAUUCCAAGAAAAUGGUAUUUCCCAGUCCAGAAGUCUUAUUGGAUGGGUACACGGAAUAAACAUGUAGAACAUGUGGAGAGAACUGGUCCAUCAGGAAUGAGCUAUACCCUGGACCAUACAGCCUAUGAAUUGAGUGGCACUGAUUCUCGAAAUAUAGAGCGAGAACCAGUGGGCCACGAGCUAGGUGUGGCUAUAAGAAACUUGAGGAAGGUGUACCGUGCAGGUAAAAAGGUAGCUGUAGAUGGGCUCUCAAUGAACUUCUAUGAAGGCCAGAUCACAUCAUUCCUUGGACACAAUGGAGCAGGCAAGACAACUACAAUGUCAGUACUUACAGGUUUGUUCCCUCCCACAGAUGGCACAGCAUAUAUCUACGGUAAAGACAUUCGGUCUGAGAUGGAUGAUAUUAGACACAGUCUUGGCAUGUGUCCACAGCACAAUGUACUUUUUGAUGGAUUGACAGUGGAGGAACAUCUGUGGUUCUAUGCCAGGUUGAAAGGCAUGAAAUCAAAAGAUGUUAAAGUUGAAAUGCCACAAAUGAUAGAGGAUGUAGGAUUGCUUAACAAGAGAACAGAACUGUCAAAGUCUUUGUCAGGUGGAAUGAAGAGGAAACUGUCUGUAGCCAUUGCAUUUGUGGGAGGGUCCAGGACCGUCAUUCUGGAUGAACCAACUGCAGGCGUGGACCCUUAUGCCAGGAGAAGUAUCUGGGAACUUCUGCUGAAGUUCAGAAAAAAACGCACCAUCAUUCUGUCCACCCACCAUAUGGACGAGGCUGAUGUGCUUGGAGACAGAAUUGCCAUUAUAUCCCAAGGAAAGCUUAAGUGCUGUGGAUCAAGCCUGUUUCUGAAGAAUCGUUAUGGCAGUGGUUAUUAUCUGACCGUUGUGAAGAGUGAUGACAGUCAAGAGGAGAGCGAACUUACCAAAAGCAUGGAUGAUUCACCCCGCUCACGUAGUCCAGAAAAGCCUGACUCCAGACCUUCUACAGCUGCCAGUGUGCGCACAUUAGUGGACGUCCAGCCGGUCAUAUCUGAAGUAGAUGAAGGUUAUGCUGAAGGGUUGAAAUCAGACAGAAGUGACAGUGACCCCCCUUCUGACCCUCCUACCCCACCACCGGAGGGAGCCACCAUGAUUCCAGGAUUUUCUGUUGCCCGAGUUACGGCUUUCAUCCAGAAGUAUGUAUCAGAAGCCUACUUGGUAGAGAAUGUUGGCACAGAACUUUGCUUCCAGCUCCCUGAGGAAGGGUCCCAUGAUGGCCGAUUUACCAACCUGUUUCUGGCUCUGGAGAAAUGUCACGAUGACCUGGGAAUCUCAAGUUAUGGCGUGUCAGAUACCAGUUUAGAAGAGGUGUUCCUGAAAGUAGCUGAUGAAUCUGGAAACGAUGGAGUUGAUCAAGACGAGAAGAGCAGAGAAAAUUUGGAGAACUACAUCGAAGGUGGGAAAAUUCCUCGUCCAGUCACUCGUCUCAGUUUCAGAAGUAAAUGUCGAGGAUUCUUCGGCCGCAAUAAACCACAGGGGGAUGUCCAGAUGCUGACCACUGAUGAUGAGCUAGACACAGAUGAUAUUCCACUCAUAUCUUCCUCAUGUGAGUCUGUGGCUUCUGUUCCCGAGGAGGGCCCUGUAGGGUUUGAAGGGGCUGGGAAGACUCAGGUAUCUGGCUGGGCACUUAAACGUAGGCAAUUCUUGGCUCUCUUCAUCAAGCGAUUCCACCAUGUCAGACGCAGUAAAAAAGGAUUUAUCUCUGAGAUCAUCUUGCCAGCAGCCUUUGUGUGUUUGGCCAUGCUCUUUGCGCUGCUGAUACCCCCUGUCACAGAGGAGCCUCCUCUAGAGCUGCACCCCUGGCUCUACACCCCAACUGGACCUGACCCUCAUCUCUACAUGUUCUACAGUAACGAUGCCCCUGGUACAACAUUGGCAGAUGGUUUUGAAGACACUUUACUCUCCAAGCCUGGGGUAGGAAACAGAUGUCUCAACCCAGGCAUUUAUCAGAUUGAUGGUUACAGGUGUGAACCCUCAAGGGAAUCUGCAUGGAUUGAUUCCCCAACAAAUGCUUCUCAGCCUUUACCCAAAUGUGACUGCUCCACUGGCUGGCAGGAAUGUCCAGACAUACCUCCCCCACCAGUUAAACGGUUAACGUCAACUGACUACCUCUACAACAUGACUGGUAGAAAUAUCAGUGACUGGCUUGUUAAGAAGAUGCAACCUUACAUAAAGAAGCGGUAUGGAGGCUUCAGUUUUGGUGACAUUAAUCGCUCAGCGCGUCUAAACAGCACACAGCUCAAAUAUUGGCUAGAUCGUCUGACAAAAGCGGCAAACAAUGGUAGUGUAGUAAUCGACCAGGAUCAUCAGUUCUGGGAAGAUCUGGAAACCUUCUUUGAAGAUCUGGAAGUCAGGAAUAUAGCAAAGGUAUGGUUCAACAACAAAGGCUGGACUGCUCUGGUAUCAUAUAUGAAUGUGAUGAACAACAUCAUUUUGAGGAGCCAGCUUCCUGCUGGGAAGGACCCUUCUGACUAUGGCAUCACCACAGUUAACCACCCUAUGAACUUCACAAGGCAGCAAUUUGAUGACCAGAUGGAGAACAGUGGGAAGGACUUGGUUGUUGCAAUCUGUGUGAUAUUUGCCAUGAGUUUCAUCCCAGCCAGUUUUGUGCUAUUCCUGAUACAAGAGAGGGUGUCCAAUUCUAAGCAUCUUCAGUUUGUGAGUGGCGUGAACCCCACCAUCUAUUGGGUGGCCAACUUUGCCUGGGAUAUGGUAAAUUAUCUGGUGCCAGCUACACUUUGUGUCUUCAUCUUCUUGGCCUUUAAUGAACAGUCAUACGUAUCACCUACCAACUUCCCAUGCUUGUUGGCUCUGCUCUUACUUUAUGGUUGGUCAAUCACUCCUAUGAUGUACCCCUUCUCCAGGCUGUUCUCUACACCCAGUUAUGCUUUUGUCAUUCUGUCUUGUGCUAAUGUCUUCCUGGGCACAGUCUCCACCAUGGCUACCUUUAUAUUGGAGGCACUUCAGGAUGAUGAUGCUGAGCUGAAGCGGGUUAAUUUGAUCCUGAAGCAGGUGUUUCUCUUGCUGCCUCACUACUGCCUGGGACGCGGGCUGACCGACAUGGCCAAAAACCAGGUUAUCAAGGAAGUGUCCUUGAAAUAUGGUGAGGACUUUUCUAAGAGUCCGUUCGAGUGGGGAGAAGUAGGACGAAACCUCUUGUGUAUGCUUAUACUUGGAGCUGUCUUCUUUAUCUUCAAUCUCUUACUGGAAUAUCGCUUCUUUAUCAAACCAAGACACAUUCAGUCGGAGCACCAUGAACAUGGGGAUGAGGACAUUGAUGUUGCUAGAGAGAGGAGGAGGAUAAUGUCAGGAGAGGCAACAAAUGACAUUGUGAGAGUGGAAAACCUCUCCAAGGUUUACAAGCUUCAUCUCAAAAACAGGAAGAUCAAAGCUGUGAAGGGACUAACUUUUGGAGUCCCAAAAGGCCAGUGUUUUGGGCUGCUGGGAAUCAAUGGUGCUGGCAAAACUACCACCUUUAAGAUGCUGACAGGUGAUGUGGCAGUGACUAGUGGGACAGCACACCUUGGGGAGAACAGCAUUCUCACGGAUAUGGUGAUGGUUCGUCAGGACAUGGGGUAUUGCCCCCAGUUUGAUGCUCUCGAUCCUCUGCUGACUGGCAGAGAACACUUGGAGUUUUAUGCUCGCCUCAGGGGUGUUCCUAAAGAACAGGUCAAACAGGUAGCGAAUUGGGGGCUGAAGAAGCUCGGUCUGCUUCAGUACUCAGACAAGCUUGCAGGGAGUUACUCAGGUGGAAAUAAGAGGAAGUUGUCCACAUCGAUAGCCCUCAUUGGUAACCCUGCUGUAGUAUUCCUGGAUGAACCAACCACAGGGAUGGAUCCAAAAGCUCGUAGGUUCCUUUGGAAUUGUAUAGCCAGUAUAACGAAAGAAGGACGAUCUGUUGUUCUCACAUCACACAGUAUGGAAGAAUGUGAAGCUUUGUGUAGCCGACUUGCCAUUAUGGUUAACGGUGAAUUCAAGUGUAUAGGAAGUGUGCAGCAUCUUAAAAACAGGUUUGGAAACGGCUAUACAAUAAUCCUGCGUGUGGCGGGUCAGAACCCUGACAUGCAGCCUGUCCGUCGGUUUAUCCAGACAUCCUUCCCAGGUGCAGUGCUGAAGGAGAAACACCAUAACAUGUUACAAUACCAGCUGGGCAUCUCAGAGACUUCCCUAUCCAGUGUUUUCAGCUGCAUGGAAGAGGCCAGGAAGGAACUCAACAUAGAGGAUUAUUCUGUGUCACAGACCACAUUGGACCAGGUGUUUAUAAACUUCGCAAAGAAGCAGUGUGAAGAUGUAGAAGAUGCUGAAGAUUUUCCCGACUUGAGCUCCCAUGAUGGCGUUAAACCAGAUUUAGCUGAUGUUCCCAAGGUGACCUUUGACUACGAUGAGCAGAGUUUGACAGGCAGUACUCUGGGUCUGAUUGGACCUGAUAGCAUUCGUGGUAGUGCUCGCAGCAAUCGUAGUGCUCUUAGCAACGACAUAGAAAUGACCUCUGUCGACGUUUCCUGAACUAAAUGUUCAUCUCUUUGGCAUGUAAUUGAUGAUAUCUUGAUGAACUUGUUCUCAGAGAGAUAAGAGAGAUAGCAUACAGAGCCAAAAACAACUUGUAAGAGCUUUGUGGAUUCUACAUGUAUUAUUGCAUACUUUUUGUAAAAAUCUCUACAUAUCUGUCGAUUGAGAUGUGAUUUUAAUAUGUGUUCUCAUGUAAUUUAUUUUUUUUUAAGCCAGGGAUUUGUUUCCCUCAAGGAAAAGUUACUAAAAGUAAUACAUAUGCUUGAAUGAAAAAAUAAAAAAAGAAAAAUAAAGAACAUAUUUACAAUAUGUCAGAAAACAUGUAUUGUAAGAGAUAAGCACAAUACAAUUAAUGAAAAUUUAUGGGAGCAUCCAUUGGCUGAGUGAGUUAUUGCCAAUGGGCUGGAACUCUCUAAUUGUUCCAGGCAAAAUGUUUCGAAAUUACAGUAACUGAAGUAAAAUCAUGAAAGGAUGACAUGCAGCUUUCAGAUAUGUACAAUCGUGGGGUUCUUGAACAACCGGACAAGAGUGACUUUAUCACUUGUUGAAUGAAGACAAACAACAUACAAAAUUUUGUUUUUGCAAAGUACACGAUAAGAAAAAUGUUGUAGUUGUCUUUUUUCACUUUUUUCAAAUUGUCAUACGUGCCAUCAUGAUUUAGAAAUGUUAGGCUAUCAUUUUUUAUUACAUUUACUAUAACAUGGUCGCCUGAAAAAGGUUUUGGAAAAAGUUAUUUGGAAUAAAUGGACAGUGGAGAAAAUUGAGGAUUUGAGCCUUUGUGAACUUCAGCGAAGCGGUGUCAGUGGUCUGUCCCAAAAAAGGCAAGACAGAUGAUCAGUAAAUUAAUAUAAACAAUUGUUGCCUAACAUUUUUGACAAGUUACAUGAUACAGGAGGACUAUUUUUCGAACUCAAAUCUCCCCUAUUGGUAGAUGCUUUGUGCACGCAUGAUGUACUAGUUAAAACAUGGAUUUUCUUGUUAUAAUUUGGCCAGUGCAUGUGUGAAAUAUUUCUUUUAUACAAUUACCUUGUGGGUGAGAAAAUCAUGGAAUACAGUACAAUAUUUAUGUCUUAUUAAAUUGCAAAUUAUUAAAAAAUCGCUAGUUUGAGAAUUAAUUGAAAUUUAUGGCAGGGUCACAUUUUGACAAUUACAUAUUGUGCAUGCAAUAUCUGCACCAAUACAAAAACUGAAAUGGAAAAUGGGGGUGAGUGGCUGUUUUUCACAUACUAGUAUUUACACAAUGGUUUUGAGUGCUUUAAAUGAGAGAUUACAUAUAUAUAACUUUUAUAGAUUGUUUGGGCAUAGUGUAAGCAGAUUUUUAUUUUAGAAAGUAAAUUUUGUGUGAAAGAGGAGAUUGGACAUUAAUCAUGUUAUAUGUGUACCCCAAAUCUGAUACCUGUGAUUAGAAAGUAUAUUAUUUGUUUUGUUUGUUUUAAAAUGUUGAUGUACAUUCAGGUACACCUACAUACAUGUGUAAGUAUCUUGAGAAUUUCAUGUUAUUCUCUUUAUAACACCCUAGAAUGAAUUUCUUGAAAGCAACAACGCAGGAUAUUUGUACAGGGAUAAAUAUUCAUUAGGCCCAAUAUUCAAGCAAAGAUUUGUAAUGUAAUUAUACUCAGAAGUACGAUUUUUUCCACCUUGUUAACAUUAGUUUUCAUGGUUCAAACCUUAUGUUUUGGUAGUUUUAGAGACCAGAAACUGAACAGUAUUUCCAUAUUUGUGAAGCAUUUAUCAAUUUGAUUUAUACUGGUACAUUAAUUAUGACCAGAGGAAUCAGUUCCUAAUUCCUUAGUUGUCAUUCUUAGGCCUUGUAAAUAGAUGCGAGUGUGCGAGUUGAAGAGAGCAUGGAAACUAAAACAUAUUUCACUUGAUAAUGUAAUUAGGGGAAAACUUGGCUUUAUAAUAGUACUACUUUUGACCCUGUUAGUAAGAUUGUUUUUGAUGUCUUUCUUUAUUUUAAACUUGUCUUAUGUGUAUUUCAUUUUUAAUGGCAUUUCAGUGUCAUUUUACAAGAAGUGUUAUAAGUGCCCCAGUACUCUAAGCACUCUCUGGGGGACGGGGGGACAUGAUUUAUUCACCCAAAAAUGUAUAACAAAUGUUUUUUAUGCACCAGUUUUUGCUUUGUUGUAUUACGAUGGAUGAGAGAGUAUAAAGAGCACUCCAACUCAGUAGAGUGUUUUUGGGGGGCAAUAGUAAAGAAUGUGGUGCUGGUAACCUUUUACUUUUCACAUGAUUUCUAACAUAGAUCCGUUCAUACCUCUUUGAGAUAGACGAUUUUUAAAUGUUGUGCAAGCAACACACUCACUAUGUGCACAUAAAUUUCACUUUUAGCAUCUAUCACAGUUGUCCAACUGAAACUGUUUCCCAAGUGGGCCCCGGUGCCCCUUAACUGUUUUUAACCAAAUUUUCACAGAGAUUCAAAUUCAUAGCUACAUUAGUGAGCUGGACUCAUUUUCGUGGAAUUUAUAGGAACUUUCACACAUUUUUUUUUGUUAUAAUUUUAUUUUCUGUGGGAAUCUUUUCUGUCUGUUAGGUAACACCAGAGGUUACGUCUUUGGGAAAAUAAAUGUUCAAAGUGAUUGCAUGAAAAUGUUUGUUAUCAGCAAGCUUAGCAAUGUAAAUAACUAUUUGAAACUUUUCCUUCUUCCUGAAGAGUUACCAAUGUCUUUCUUUCCUUUUUUUUGAAUCCUAUUUACCUUUGUUUUUCUCCAGUAAUUAUCACACCUGAAGUUAUUUAAUGGGUUUACUUUAUAAGCUUGUCUGCUCUUUUCCUUAUCAGGGAAUUUAGAAACUGUUGUUACUUAUCUGUGAUAUUUAAACAAUAUAAUGUAUGCACAUGACAAACAAAACAAGAAAUAAAGUUUUUUUGAUAUUGUUGUGAUGCUGUGACAUGCAGUUACAAAAAAGA
Liolophura sinensis is the source of this 10324-nucleotide messenger RNA. RefSeq names its product phospholipid-transporting ATPase ABCA1-like. The record is from RefSeq and is a predicted model, not a curated record. The transcript has 49 exons. Gene Ontology annotation, molecular function: ATP hydrolysis activity; ATP binding; lipid carrier activity. Gene Ontology annotation, biological process: lipid transport; transmembrane transport. The coding region runs from base 181 to 7413 and encodes 2410 amino acids. Lineage: Eukaryota; Metazoa; Mollusca; Polyplacophora; Chitonida; Chitonidae. Gene Ontology annotation, cellular component: intracellular membrane-bounded organelle; membrane.